Messenger RNA from Neurospora tetraspora, 327 nucleotides. RefSeq lists its product as uncharacterized. Bases 1 to 327 code for a protein of 108 amino acids. The transcript is spliced from 2 exons. The record is from RefSeq and is a predicted model, not a curated record. Lineage: Eukaryota; Fungi; Ascomycota; Sordariomycetes; Sordariales; Sordariaceae.
AUGAGCGAAGCAUCCCAGUCCCUUGUCAAAGGUGGCAUGGGAAGAAAACGGUACGCCAUCGUCGGCACUGGUGGCCGAGCCGACUUAUUCUACAAUGCCAUUGCAACUGAUUACAGCUCAACCUCGUGCAUCGUCGGGCUAUGCGACACGAAUCACGUCAGGAUGGACUACGCCAACAGCCGGCUCGAGGUUCUGGGCCACGGCAAAAUGGCGAGGGAUCAUGAUGCCCAUCAUGAGCUGUUUAAUGUGGAGUUUGGAGCGAUUCCGGGGUUGAUGGAUAAGCUGCAUGGGACGGAUUUGAGGAGUAGGAGGAGGAGGAGGGAGUAG